Molecule: messenger RNA, 1275 nt
Organism: Hypoxylon trugodes
Lineage: Eukaryota; Fungi; Ascomycota; Sordariomycetes; Xylariales; Hypoxylaceae
Product: alcohol dehydrogenase GroES-like domain-containing protein
Exons: 3
Coding region: 195-1208 (337 amino acids)
Molecular function (GO): zinc ion binding; oxidoreductase activity
Source: RefSeq, a predicted model, not a curated record
CCUUUUUUCUAAACCCCGACACUAUAACACCGAUGUAAGGGAUUCAGUUAUAGAUUGAGAUUAGGCAAGAGGUAAAAAAGGCUCCAUUGUUGUGUGAGGUAUUAUUGUAUAUAACGUACGCAAUAUGCUCGACAUCAUCCGAUUCUUUGCUCGAGUCCACACCCACUCCGACAUUCAACGUUAAGCUAUCGAUCAUGCUUCCAAAAACCUAUAAACAUGCCGUCUUUAAAGGCCUAAACGAGCCCCUAACCGUAGAGCAGACACCCCUUCGACUCCCCGGCCCCGGCGAAAUCCUCGUCAAAGUCGAAGCCUGCGGUGUCUGCCACACAGACCACUACGCCCAAAUCAACGUCCUAGGAAGCGGCUUCCCUCGCGUCCCCGGACACGAGAUCAUCGGGAAUGUAGCGGCUAUCGGCGACAACGUGAUGGGGUGGAAGGUAGGCGAUCGCAUUGGCGCUGGGUACCAUGGUGGACAUGAUGGCGGGUGCGCGCAGUGUAAGGACGGGUGGCCGCAGAUGUGUGAUAAUUUGGCUACGAAUGGGAUAAGUAAAGAUGGAGGAUUUGGCGAGUACUGCAUCCUCCGUGCUGAAGCUUCGGUUCAUAUACCCCUGGAUAUUGACGCUAAGACAUGUGCGCCUUUGCUUUGCGCGGGCUCGACGAUUUUCCAUGGACUGCGGAUUUCUGAUCUUAACCCUGGGGAUACGGUUGGUGUGCAGGGUCUAGGGGGUCUAGGCCAUGUUGCCGUUCAGAUUGCUGCGAGGAUGGGUUAUCGGGUUAUCGCCAUCUCACGAGGUCCGGAGAAGGAGGCUGCGGCGAGGAAACUUGGUGCUCAUGAGUACAUCGACUCGACCAAUGGCGAUAGCGGCGAGACUCUAAGGGCUUUAGGUGGCGCCAAUCUCGUUAUCAGCACCGCGAUGUCUGCCGAUGUCAUGACUCCCCUUCUGAAGGGACUUAAUAUCCUUGGAAAGCUGCUGAUCGUGAGCUUUCCUGGUAACAUUACGCUGGACCCGAUUACCAUGAUUAAUCGCGGACUAUCGGUUCAACUAUGCCCAAUCGCAAAGUCAGCCGAUUCUGAAAAGACUAUUGAAUUCGCGAGUCUGCAUAAUUUGCAUUGUGAGACUGAGACGUUUCCCCUAGAUCGUGCGCAGGAUGCUUUCGAUGCCAUGUUAAGUGGCAGGGUGCGCUUUCGGGCUGUUCUCACAAUGUAGCGGGAAUUUCCCAUGCUUAGUGAUUAGGGGGUAUGUAUAUUGUAGCACGAAGUCAUUUAGGUACCAC